AUGAGACUCCAUUCCCUUCUUUCUGUGCUCUUCCUCUUUGUGACUCUAAUCCCAAAAGCAAGGCCUGGUGUUAUUUUGGGGCAGAAACAGUGUGUUCUUUUGAAAGGGGUGUGCAAGGAUGGAGGCUGCACCGCCACGGACAAUACCACUGCUGAAUACAAUGACGAGAAAAAGUGUUGUAGGAAGUGGUGGGUGCUCCUUCCCUACCCAACACCAGCUCCCAGAGCAAAAUAUCCUUAG
Molecule: messenger RNA, 240 nt
Organism: Lontra canadensis (Northern American river otter)
Lineage: Eukaryota; Metazoa; Chordata; Mammalia; Carnivora; Mustelidae
Product: beta-defensin 130B-like
Exons: 2
Coding region: 1-240 (79 amino acids)
Biological process (GO): defense response to bacterium; cell chemotaxis
Molecular function (GO): chemoattractant activity; CCR6 chemokine receptor binding
Source: RefSeq, a predicted model, not a curated record